This is a messenger RNA of Diorhabda carinulata, 1743 nucleotides long. RefSeq names its product DNA-directed RNA polymerase III subunit RPC3 (gene Polr3C). The record is from RefSeq and is a predicted model, not a curated record. Gene Ontology annotation, biological process: DNA-templated transcription. Gene Ontology annotation, molecular function: single-stranded DNA binding. The coding region runs from base 154 to 1683 and encodes 509 amino acids. The transcript has 4 exons. NCBI's taxonomy places the organism in Eukaryota, Metazoa, Arthropoda, Insecta, Coleoptera, Chrysomelidae. Gene Ontology annotation, cellular component: RNA polymerase III complex.
AAGUAAUACAUAUAUGGGUAUAACCGAAUUGACGCGACUGUUGAUAAAAUAAAAAUGAAGAAGAUUUGAGGUUGGGAACGGUAAUGAUGUAAAAGUUUAUUUGAUUUGAUAAUUUAUUUAUUUAUAAAUAACACAUUUUAAAUUUGAAAAAUUAUGUCUUCUCAGUUGGGUAAAGUUGUAAGCCUUAUAUUGCUUGAACGAUUUGGAGUUGUUGUGGAAAAAGUAGGAACUUGUUUAUUUCAAUACGGCAGUGCUCCUUUAUUGCAUAUAAAGAAAAGAACAGAAUUGCCCCUUUCCAAGGUGAAAGAAUCUUUGACUAUUCUUAUUAAAUAUCAGCUAGUAACUUUUGUACCAAACCAAAAUGAAAAUUUGGCAAAUUAUAUCAUCAAACCUGAAAAAGUAUUACUUAUGCUUCGUUAUCCUAAAUAUAUAAAUCUUAUAAAAAAGAAAUUUGGAGAUACUUCUGAAAUGAUAAUUGAAGAAUAUCUACAAAGAAGUUAUAUUGUAGCAUCUGAAGCUCUACUUAAGGUAAACGAAAGGUUAUCAAAAAAUAAUGAAAAUACAGUUUCUUUUGCCCAAUUAAAGAAUGAAUUUCUCACAUUGAUCAAUGCAAAAUAUUUAAUCAGGCUCCCACAAAAUACACAAGAAGAAAAACCUGUGCCCGUAAUCGUUUUGGAUGACAAAGAUGUGGAUGUUCAACCACCUUUGAUUGAUGUUAAUUUGUUCUUAAGAGCACAGUCUGGUGAACAAGUGGUUUUUCCAGAUAAAGAUAUUUAUUGGCAAAUUAACUUUGAUAGAUUUCACCAAGAUAUGCGAGACAAAAGUAUUUUUACUGCUUUUGCCAAAAAAUUUGAUGAAAAUGCUGGGGAGUUUGUGAAAAUACUUUUGCAACAAAUGUAUAUUAGAACACAACCGUGGGCAGAUAUUUCCAAUCCUGUACCUAUAUUGGAGAUAAAGGAUGUGGCUAGAAAACAGAAGAAUUUGAAUCAAUUGAAUGCAUUUUUUGAUCAAUAUGUUAGUGUAAUAGAACAAGACAGUAGCAAUUUAAUAAGAAAAUCAGGAGAAGCAAGUGGAGGUUCCUUUCAAAUUUAUCUAAAAGAAGUUUAUACGGAAUUUGCAUGGGAAAUAGUAGAACAAUGUGUGAUGGAAAAAUUCGAUUCAAAAGCUGCUAGAAUAUUUAGAUUAGUUAAAUUAAAACGGUGCAUUGAACCAGAUAUGAUUCAGCAGCUCGCCAUGAUACCAGCAAAAGAAGCCAAGCGAUUAACUUAUCAACUUUUAGAAGAAAAUUUUCUGCAGAUUCAAGAACUGCGUAAGCCGGCAGUUGGUGGUAGCGGACCAAAUAAAUCUUUUACACUUUUUCAUAUAAAUUUAAAUUUGGUAGUGAGAAUGAUUUUAGAAUUAUGUUAUAAAACUCUAUAUAAUGUUAUGAUAAGGAGAAAUCACGAGAAGUUUACAAAUAAGAGAAUCAUAGAAAAAAAACAAAGAGUGGAUACCAUAGCUUUAGGAAUGAGGGCACAAGGAGCUGAAGAGGAACAAUUGGCUGAGAUUGAGGAAAUGAUAACUCCUCCAGAAAAAGAAAUAUUGGAAAAAAUUGAAAAAGGAAUGAAGAAAUUGAAUACGGUAGAAUUAGAAAUUGAUGACAGUAUAUUUUUGUUAAAAUUGUUUUUAAUGUAUAGUGUCUAGUACUUUUGUUAUUUUUUUAUAUAAGUAAUAAAUCAUAUAUAUUUAUGGCUUUAUACUAAA